Paecilomyces variotii is the source of this 2155-nucleotide messenger RNA. RefSeq lists its product as hypothetical. The transcript is spliced from 7 exons. The record is from RefSeq and is a predicted model, not a curated record. NCBI's taxonomy places the organism in Eukaryota, Fungi, Ascomycota, Eurotiomycetes, Eurotiales, Thermoascaceae. Gene Ontology annotation, cellular component: SCF ubiquitin ligase complex. Gene Ontology annotation, biological process: SCF-dependent proteasomal ubiquitin-dependent protein catabolic process. Gene Ontology annotation, molecular function: protein binding. Bases 164 to 1900 code for a protein of 578 amino acids.
AAAGAGGAAGAAAGUAAACACCCGUUGGCUGUGGGGAGCCGAAGACGCCAAGUGCGCAUUCUAGUUGCUGGGCACGUGCCGUUCGCGUCGCCCGACGUGUUACGGGAGCUUUCGCAGGUCGUGUAACAAUUAACUAUCGCCAAACUAGAGGGGGCGCUAGAUAAUGCCUGUGGUCAAGGCCACAAUAAUGCCCACAUCGUUAGCACGGGGUGACCCAGCUGGCUUCCACCAGUAUGGCCAGAAACUUUACCAGCAUGGUGACCAUGUAAAAGCCAUCGAGGUGUUCAGUCAGGCUCUGAGGAUGAAGCUUCCAGAUGCCGUUGGGAUUCUUGAUAACAGAGCAGCAACCUACUGUAAACUGGGAAAUUUUGAUCUCGCUCUACGAGACGCCAAGCAGAUGAUUAAGACAGAUAGAUCCGAUGAACGGGGAUACUUGCGUGCCGGCAAAAUACUGAUCUUGAAUCAGAAACCCGAUAGGGCACUGGAGAUGUACGCUUAUGGAUUGAGAACAUUAGUCUCGGAUCAUCCCCGUCGUCACCUCCUACAGCAACUCCAUGACAAGCUGGGAGGGAAGAUGGCCUCGCAGUUUCGAGAUCCUUUUGACCAUCUGCCACUGGAAUUGGCGGUCAUGGUAUUGAAGCAGUUUGAUUUCCGACAAAUUGUGGCAAUCUUGCGCGUUUCGAAGAAAUGGGAACGGUUUCUUUCCUCAUUACAAGAGUUAUGGAUGUGUAUAGACCUGUCCCGUGCGCGGAAAAAAGUGACCAGCAAUGCAGUCCGGUCUUACAUGCGUCGAUCAAGGGGAAUGCUCACUCACGUUGUCCUGGAUAACAUCUCUCUUCCCUCUGUGGAAAAGACACUGGAGUUCGUGAGUCGGUGUCCUCGUCUGGAAUACCUCGAAGCUCGUGUCGCGUACCGCGGGGACAAGUUCUAUGCUUUGUUCAAGGAAUGCAAGAACUUAAAAACCCUUAUCAUGUCGGAUGAGAUCAACAUCGAUCACAAACGCGUCGGGAUGUUUCUGUCCAGUCUGCCUCUCCUGGAGAGGAUCGAAUGCCAUGCGAACAAUGCGUCUCCAUUUUCCGAGGUCUCAUGGCCAGAAAAGUUGCCGAAUUUACGAGCCAUAGCUCUGGGCGCCAAUAGCGUGAAGCGCGUCUUCGAAUAUCUCCAAGCCCUUCAUUUACCUGGCAUCGAAGAUGGCACAAUCGCAGACUCAAUCCCCAAUCUCGAAGAGCUCCGUGUGCGUUGGAACCCACGCAUCGUCCGAAGCCCUUAUCUGUUCGACUUCAAUCAUCAGGGAUUUCCUCGUCUUCGAAAACUAGACCUCAGCGGAGUCGAUCUACCCCCAUUCUCAGAUCUACCCUCGAGUCUAGAAGACCUACGCCUUCACGCCUGCCGUCCCAUCGGUCACCUCCCCUUCGCGGAAGUCACCCAAGAACAAGUACCGAACCUAAAAACCCUCAUCCUGACAGACAACAACUGGGUAACACCCGCAACGAUCGGCAUACUCGUCAAACCGACCCUGCGCAUCCUCCACGUCGACAGAUGCCAGCGUCUAACCGGAAAUACAGACGAGCUUAUCGCAGCCUGUUGCCAAUCCCUCGAGUUGGAAGAACUGAAUGUCUCCCAUCUAUGCAACAUGGACGAUAAGGCCGUGGCAAAACUCGUUUAUAACCUGAAAGAAGUCAAAAGCCUACAUCUUUCAUACACCCCCAUCAGCGGACUUACACUUAAAGUUCUAUCCGAUGCACGAGUAGAGCAAGCAAAAGCAGAAGCAGGAGGGGCGGUGAUCACAUCUGAGAACAAACUGGUUAAGAUCCAGCAUCUGUACAUCAGAGGCUGCGACGGCGUGGCUUCGGAUGCAAUUGCAUAUGCACGGGCGCGGGGGAUCGAGAUAUUUACCUAACUUAAUCUUUUUCUUCCCUUUCAACUAUUCCCAGCCUUCGCGCUAGAUGGCAUUUACGAUGUUACGAAUCAUUUUCCUCCUUGUAUUUUCCUAGUUCCAGACAUGGCUAUGAGAGAUAGGGUUGCAUAUUCAGCGUUUUGCAUAAUAGCGUGACUUCUAUUCUGUUCGAUUCGAAGGUCUGACGAAAUGGAUAUUGUGCGAGCUAUGUCUGAUCGUGGAAUUUACAGCGGCUUGAAUUUGAGUAACCAAUCCUGU